CUACUGACCACUAGUGAUUCUUUUAAAAAUAGGUACGACUUUAGAAACUACUGAACACUAGGUACGAGUCUUUUAAAAACUACUGAACACUAGCUAGGUACGACUCUAAAAACUACUGAACACUAGGUAACUUUAUAUUUACGGAAUUUAGCAGAAAAGGCAGUUACAAAAGUGCUUUGUCAUUUACUCAGAAAAUUUACUCAUUUUUUUAAAAACUACUCAACACUGGGUGACUGGUUCUUUCUAAACUACUCAACACUGGGUGACUGGUUCUUUCUAAACUACUCAACACUGGGUGACUGGUUCUUUCUAAACUACUCAACACUGGGUGACUGGUUCUUUCUAAACUACUCAACACUGGGUGACUGGUUCUUUCUAAACUACUCAACACUGGGUGACUGGUUCUUUCUAAACUACUCAACACUGGGUGACUGGUUCUUUCUAAACUACUCAACACUGGGUGACUGGUUCUUUCUAAACUACUCAACACUGGGUGACUGGUUCUUUCUAAACUACUCAACACUGGGUGACUGGUUCUUUCUAAACUACUCAACACUGGGUGACUGGUUCUUUCUAAACUACUCAACACUGGGUGACUGGUUCUUUCUAAACUACUCAACACUGGGUGACUGGUUCUUUCUAAACUACUCAACACUGGGUGACUGGUUCUUUCUAAACUACUCAACACUGGGUGACUGGUUCUUUCUAAACUACUCAACACUGGGUGACUGGUUCUUUCUAAACUACUCAACACUGGGUGACUGGUUCUUUCUAAACUACUCAACACUGGGUGACUGGUUCUUUCUAAACUACUCAACACUGGGUGACUGGUUCUUUCUAAACUACUCAACACUGGGUGACUGGUUCUUUCUAAACUACUCAACACUGGGUGACUGGUUCUUUCUAAACUACUCAACACUGGGUGACUGGUUCUUUCUAAACUACUCAACACUGGGUGACUGGUUCUUUCUAAACUACUCAACACUGGGUGACUGGUUCUUUCUAAACUACUCAACACUGGGUGACUGGUUCUUUCUAAACUACUCAACACUGGGUGACUGGUUCUUUCUAAACUACUCAACACUGGGUGACUGGUUCUUUCUAAACUACUCAACACUGGGUGACUGGUUCUUUCUAAACUACUCAACACUGGGUGACUGGUUCUUUCUAAACUACUCAACACUGGGUGACUGGUUCUUUCUAAACUACUCAACACUGGGUGACUGGUUCUUUCUAAACUACUCAACACUGGGUGACUGGUUCUUUCUAAACUACUCAACACUGGGUGACUGGUUCUUUCUAAACUACUCAACACUGGGUGACUGGUUCUUUCUAAACUACUCAACACUGGGUGACUGGUUCUUUCUAAACUACUCAACACUGGGUAAGUGUGAUUCUUUUAAAACUAAUGAACACUAGGUAUAAGUCUUAAAACAGCACCAGACCCAAACUCACCUUUCUGCGGCGUCUGUGUCUAACCGACAGCGUAGGUUUCUUUUUGUGAAGAGUUCUCUCCAGUUUUAUAUACGACAGAGGGUGAUGCCUCAAUGGCUGAUUCUACCUAGAAAUACACGUCUCUGUCGGUGGAGGGUAAUUAUACAGUAAUACACUAGAUUACACUACUGGCGUGUGAUAUCCAGCUACAUGUCCCCUCACAACAGCUCACUCGCUUGUGUUUUCACUGCUUUGUCAAACAAAACUAUUUUUCUGUUGCACGUCAGUCCACACGCAUGUUUCACGAAUCUCACUGUCGUCACCAAAAUUACCAAAUUAAAUGAGUUGAAUUACUCAGUCAAAUAAACACUCACGGCUGUGCAUGCACUCGGCUAGUCGGAAUGAGUGUGUCAUAUGUUAAAUUGUAAGGGUAAUUUUAUUUUCUUUAUAUUUAUUUUUUUUCGCGACAUCAAGCAAUGUGAAACACAAGACCAACCGACUAGACGCGAGGCAUUGUGGGUAUUGCGUCCACAAGCACGUUUGUGGUCAAGCAUGGCUCGGGAAAACAAGAGGAAGUUAGAGGAUCUCAGUGUGGAUGAGUUCCUGUCUGGAUUUGAUGCUUUGGAGAGAGAGGACUCUUUAGGGGCCUCACCGCAAGAGAGUGCGGAAUAUAAAGAGUCUGUACUUCAGGAGAGUAGUUUAAAGAAGAGGGGCCAAGCAUCUGAGCACAAAGCACAGUUGUCCAGGCUAAAGCACAACGAUCCAGAGUUCUUCAAGUUUUUGCAGGAGAAUGAUGAGAAGCUUCUGAAUUUUGCUGACUCGGACAGUUCUGAAGAUGAAGAAGAAGAGAAAUACCACAAACUGCCUUCUCAGCUCGAGAUGCCCAGCUCGGAUGAGGAGGGGGAAGAGGAUAAAAAGGAGAAACGAGUCAAGAAAUCUGCAAAAAAGGCCAUAAAAGUCACAACUAAAAUGAUUGAUGACUGGAGAACAGAGCUGAAGCAAGCGCCUUCGGCGCGUUUAAUAAGAGACAUCACACAAGCCUUCAAGGCUGCCGUGGCAACCACGAGAGGAGACGGCGAUAACGAGUGUCGCUACGCGGUGGCAGACAGCUCAGUGUUCAACGCGCUGAUCCUGUUGUGCAUCAGAAACAUGCACGCCUCGCUGACCAAGCUGCUGCACAUCAGAGCACCAGACAAAGACCAGAAAAAAUUAAUAUUACCAUCAUCAAGUCCCAGGUGGCAGAAGCAUCAGCUCGAUAUUAAAAUGUACUUAAGUGGGAUUGUCCAGCUGCUGGGUAGUCUGACUCAGUCCACGGUCACUGCUGCAGUACUCCGCCAUGCCCACCAGAUGGUGCCCUACUACCUGUGCCUGCCUAAGCAGGCCCGGCAGUUUCUGAAGCAACUGAUAAAGCAGUGGAGCACCGGCGAGGAGACGGUGCGCGUUAUCGCCUUCCUGGCCCUCAACAAGAUCUGCCGUCACAAGCAGAACGUUUACCUCAAUACUGUGCUCAAGCAAAUGUACAUGGCUUACGUCCAGAACUGCAAGUUCACCUCGCCCACCACACUGCCCGUCAUCAACUUCCUGCAGCACACGCUGGCUGAGAUGUACGCGCUGGACACGCACGUGUCCUACCAGCACGGCUUCGUCUACAUCCGCCAGCUCGCCGUCCACCUGCGAAACGCCAUGAACAUGAAGAAGAAGGAGACCUACCAGUCAGUGUACAACUGGCAGUACGUGCAUUGCCUGUACCUGUGGUGCCGUGUGCUGAGCACCAUCUACCCCAGCGAGGUGCUGGAGCCGCUCAUCUACCCGCUGUGCCAGGUCAUCAGCGGCUGCAUCAGGUUGAUGCCCAUCUCUCGGUACUACCCACUGCGCUUGCACUGUGUCCGGGCUCUUCUUCUGCUCUCGGGAAGGACCAGAACAUUCGUGCCAGUGCUACCAUUCCUCCUGGAGAUCUUUCAGCAGGAGGACUUCAACAAGAAGCCGGGGCGCAUGAGUCUCAAGCCCAUCAACUUCGCUGUCGUCCUGAAGCUCAGCAAGACCAACCUGCAGGAGAAGGCCUUCAAGGAUGGCCUGAUUGAGCAGCUGUACGACCUCAUACUGGAGUACUUCCACACUCAGGCCCACUCCAUCGGCUUUCCCGAGCUCGCUCUUCCCACCAUCAUCCAGCUGAAGGCGUUCCUGAAGGACUGCCGGGUCUCCACCUACUGCAAGCAGAUGCGGCAGCUCCUAGAGAAGGUGCAGGAGAACAGCGCCUUCGUCACGGCCCGCCGCCAGAAGGCUGCCUUCGGAGUAGCCGACGCCCCCGCCGUGGCAGCAUGGGAAAAUCAGGUUGCAGAGGAAGGAACACCUCUCACUAAGUACUACAGCCAGUGGAAGAAACUGCGGGAGAAGGAGAUUCAGCUGGAGAUUUCUGGGAAAGAAAGGAUGGAGGACUUAAACUUCCCUGAAAUAAAGCGCAAGAAGCCUCAAGCAAAGGUUGAAGACAAGAAGGAGUUCAAGGGUCUCUUCGAGUCAGACAGCGACUCCGACAGUGAGGGCCUAAUGCGCAAGCUUAAAGAAGGUGGCUCCGAUGAUGAUGAUGAUGAUGAUGAUGAUGAAGGCCUUGAGGACCUAUCUGAUGCGAGUGGUGGGGGUGACGACGAUGAUGAGGGCGAGGAAGACUCAGAUGGCACAGAGGGAAAGGCAUGUGGCUCUAAACACGCCCCUAAGCAGGUGUCCAGCGAGGAGCUGCAGGAGCUGGCGGGAGGAGACGAGGACUUGGUCGAAGACCUAGAGCUCUCGGACCAAGACUGAGGGCCUCGCGAGUCCAGCGAUGUAAGCGGGGAGCAGACUGCCGGUUUGGGCUGGGGCAGACCUGGGUCAUGUGACCAACAGCAGCUACUUCUUCCCCUUUGCACAGUGUCACACAAGAUUUUGUACAUCAAGGACAAAAUGGUGUUGAUAAAAGGAAUUAUUCCAUGUUCAGUGUGAAAGUAUUAAACUGAAAGUAUUAUUUAAUACUUUCACAGAAAAUAUGCCUUCUUUGUCAACAUGGUUUAUAUAUUGUCUUAAUAAUGUAUUUUUGAAAUGUUAUAAAAUGAACAAUCAAAAAAGAAA
Messenger RNA from Electrophorus electricus (electric eel), 4533 nucleotides. The record is from RefSeq and is a predicted model, not a curated record. Lineage: Eukaryota; Metazoa; Chordata; Actinopteri; Gymnotiformes; Gymnotidae.